This is a messenger RNA of Penicillium riverlandense, 1518 nucleotides long. RefSeq names its product NAD-dependent succinate-semialdehyde dehydrogenase. The transcript has 2 exons. Gene Ontology annotation, molecular function: succinate-semialdehyde dehydrogenase (NAD+) activity. The record is from RefSeq and is a predicted model, not a curated record. NCBI's taxonomy places the organism in Eukaryota, Fungi, Ascomycota, Eurotiomycetes, Eurotiales, Aspergillaceae. The coding region runs from base 1 to 1518 and encodes 505 amino acids.
AUGACACCGGUGAAUCUUCCUUUCACUCUAUCCAACCCGGAUAUCCUGCACAAUCUCUGCUAUGUGCGUGGACAAUUUGUCCCUUCCCAAUCAGGCAAGACUUUCUCCGUGGAGGAUCCUGGUUCUGGCUGUGUUUGGAUCGAGUGUCCCGAUUCCGUUCCAGAGGACGCCGAUGCGGCAGUGCAGUCAGCGUAUGAUUCCUUUCAACUUUACUCGCAAACCACUCCGCGAUCGCGGGCUAAGCUACUUAUGAAGUGGUACGAGCUUAUUCAAGCCGCGAAGGAUGACUUGGCAAAAGUAAUCGUGUACGAAACGGGCAAGCCACUUGUCGAGGCUCAUGCGGAAAUCGAGUAUGGCUCCAGCUUUGCCUGGUGGUUUAGCGGAGAAGCAGAUCGCAUUCAAGGGUCGACAUUCGAUGCUGCUAUCCCAAAUCGGAGAAGCAUCACCGUCAAGCAGCCUUUGGGCGUGGCUGUCGCACUCGUACCGUGGAACUUCCCGGCCGCGUUGGUUCUUCGCAAGGCCAGUGCCGCACUCGCUGCAGGCUGCACGAUGGUUAUCAAGCCGUCUCCCGAGACACCUAUCUCGGCUCUGUGCUUGGCUUCCCUGGCAAGGCAAGCUGGAUUUCCUGCUGGGACUCUCAACGUUCUUACAACCAGCUUAGAGAACACCCCUGCCCUGUCCAAGGCGCUUUGCACGAAUCCACUGGUGAAGAAAGUCAGCUUCACCGGCAGCACACGCGUAGGCAAGAUAAUCGCCGGCUAUUGUUCCACAGGGCUGAAGAAAUCCACACUCGAGCUCGGCGGAAACUGUCCUUUCAUUCUGUUUCCAGAUGCCGACAUGGACCUCGCACUUGACCAACUGAUGUCGCUCAAAUGGCGCCAUGCUGGGCAGGCAUGCAUUACUGCAAACCGAGUUUAUGUGCAUAUUGAUGUCCACGAUGCUUUCGUUAGGGGAAUCGUUGAGCGGACAAAGUCUCUACAAAUGGGACAUGGAAUGGCUCGUGAGACUACUAUUGGCCCUGUUACGGUAGCACGAAGCCUAGACAGAAUGGAAGAGCUGGUUGACGACGCCCUUCGAAAGGGAGCCAAAAUCGUGCUUGGAAAAGGGAGGAGAGUCGAUCUGUCAGGCACUGGCAAGAAGCCAGCGGGCUAUUUUAUGGAACCAACGAUCGUUACCAAUGUGAGCGAUGACAUGCGUAUGGUCCACGAAGAGAACUUCGGACCUCUUCUGGGCAUUCAGAAGUUCGCUUCGGAAGGAGACGUCAUUCGUCGUGCGAAUGAGACUUCUUAUGGACUGGCGAGCUACGUCUUCACCGAAGAUGUUCAUCGACUGUGGCGGAUGUUAGAGAAGCUUGACGCUGGAAUGAUAGGCUUGAAUUCUGGAAAUAGCUCCGCUGCAGAGGCCCCAUUUGGGGGAAUCAAGGACAGUGGCUGGGGUAAGGAGAGUGGCAAGCAGGUCGCCUUGGAUGAGUAUCUGAUCACGAAGACAGGCACACUGACCAUAAAGUCAGAGAAGUGA